This is a messenger RNA of Leptidea sinapis, 2491 nucleotides long. RefSeq names its product protein aurora borealis (gene bora). The transcript is spliced from 8 exons. Gene Ontology annotation, biological process: regulation of mitotic nuclear division; regulation of mitotic spindle organization; activation of protein kinase activity. Gene Ontology annotation, molecular function: protein kinase binding. NCBI's taxonomy places the organism in Eukaryota, Metazoa, Arthropoda, Insecta, Lepidoptera, Pieridae. Gene Ontology annotation, cellular component: cytoplasm; nucleus. The coding region runs from base 33 to 2126 and encodes 697 amino acids. The record is from RefSeq and is a predicted model, not a curated record.
UUUGGUAGACUAGACGGUACUUAUUUCGUUUUAUGUGUGUAAUAUUUGAAUUUGUAUUUAUUUUGUCAAAACUAAAAUUUUUAUUAUUUUUAUAUCAAAUUUCAAUUAAUCAUAACGAAAUGAAUGAUGGUCAAAAUGAAGGCCCAAUCGUGCAUUGUAAAUCCACACCUCAAAAACAAAACAAAGUACGGAAUCCGUUUGAUAGAGUCCUUGUAGAAAAGUUGCAUAAACCGCUUUGCAGCCCUGGUAUGUGUAAAAUUUACAAAAGUACGACUAAUGAAUCAUUCAAGUGGGAUAUAGACCAGGCUUGCACAUUGACACCUGCUGAUAUUGUUGUGUGUAAUAGUCAAUUUGAGCCUUCUCCUGAUCCAGAUUUAGAAAAAAUGGCUCAAGAAGCAACAGAUCAGUUUUUCUCUCAGGAAAUUGUGUUACCUAGCCCAAUGGAAGUAUCUAAAAAACAUCAAUUGUCAUCAAAUUCUAGCUCUCAGACAUCUAGUAUAAUUAAAAAUCUUUGCUUUACUAAAACUGUUUCAGUUCAAACAACACUUACAUUCCCUCCUGUUUUGCCACCUGAAGUAGAACAAAUAUUGGAAAAUUAUUGCACACAUAAUGAGGAACAGGCAAUGUUUGAUGAAUAUGAGGUCACUGCUAAUGGUUCACUCAGAAGAAUAUUGUUCUUUGAGGAGAGUGACCAUGAUGACUCCGAACAAACCGAUGAUGAAAUCCAAACAGAAAAAAGACCACCAUCAGUGUGUGAGCCUCACACUCCCGUCGUUUUUAGUCCUGAUUUGUGUUGUGGGGCUCUUACUAAAGGCAUGAAACGAACAUUUGGGACACCUUUACGUAAAGACCGAUCUGCAAGCAAGCCAUUUAGAAACAAAAUCCUAGAUGUUGUUGAUUUUGGUGAUGCAAGUUUUAGUCCAAUUGUAUACAGAACACCGAAGAAGGGUGAACAUAGUUCUGCUACGUCAUCCUCUCUGGCUUCUUCAUCGAUAUCACCAAUUAACAAAGCGAGUGGUCGAGAGAAAAAUGAUUUUACAUCACCAGAAUCAGACAGCAUGUGUCUAGAAUGUGCAAAAACCAGUUCAGGUGUGUGCUGCCACAAAACUACACCUAACAAAUCCAUUUUGAAGAGAAGUGUGUCCCUUAAAGAUUCACCUAAACAACACAAGAAAGGUUAUUCAUUGUCCGGUAAACGGAGUCUUAGCAUGUCAAGUUUAACGAGGAGUAAAUCAGUCCAGAAAUUAGAUUUUAGCAUGGAUAUGAGUGUGGAUGGAUCAACUCAUAAUAUAUCUCAAGGUUGGGAGAGUAUUGAGUCCCCUGAGAAGAGUCAUGUGACCUGGUCUAUUAUGGAAGAUGCAAGUGUUCAGCAAAUGCUUAAAGUCAAUACACAGCAAUCACAGGAUAUCCAGUCUUCCACUCAUAUUAACUUUAACUUACUAGAUGAAACCCCAAUUAAGGGCAAGCGGCGGACAAAGGUCGCACAUGAAAUAAGUAAAAUACGGGAUGCUGGCGACACAUCCCACAUGUCAUUAGAUGAUAGUUUAGAGAAUUUCGACAUACCACUUAGCAUGGAGGAGAAUAAUAUAGACUUUAACAAAGUUGAUCUCAAAUUCUUGACUGACAAUGAAGCACAAUACAAUUAUAAUAGGUCUAAUGACGUAAUGGUUAGGUCCAGCGAUUGUUCUACAAGCUUCAAGCGUCUUGACAGCGGUUUUAAUGAAAACACGAUUUUCACAAAUGCUUCUAGUUAUUAUGAAAGUGCCAUAAAACCUUCCGAAUUAACUAUAACUAAUAUAUCUAAGACUGAUAAAAGUAAGACUCCACUUAAAGAAAUUUCUAAUGUAAAUUGGAUGCGGUUAGAUAGUGGUUUUAAAGAUGAAACAUCUUCAGAUAGUAUGCAGUUUUAUCUGAAUAGUGAAAUUAUGAAAGAGACAGGGCUGCAGUGUUCAGAAAGUAUGAUUAAAGGUAAAGAAAAUGUUAUGUCUGGCGACAUGAACACAGUUAAGCAGCCCAAUAAAGUUGACUGCAUGUUCAUGUCAGACACAUUUAAUGAAGACUUGACUUUUACAUGCAAUUAUUCUUCCACACCAUCGAAGAAUAAAUCACACCAAGUCAUUUUGUAGUAUCAUUUAUUUUAUAGGUAAUUUUUAGGAGUUUGCAAUGCAUUUAUUAGUGAAUAAUAUAAAAAAUUAGGCACAAUUUAUUUUUGACGUGUUUCAGUUUUGGAUCAUUUAUGAAAUUGUUUGACAUUGAUCUUUGAUAAAAUUCAGCACAGCUACAUAUUCCUAUGAUUAAUUUGCUAGUUGUGUGUUUAUUUCUUUAAGCAUUUUUAUUUCUAAGACUGAACAUUUAAAGAUUUAAUAUAAUAGAUUGUGACUAUCCUCGCAUAGUCUUGUAGCAUGUACUUAGUUUAAUUAAAAAAGAAUGGUGACUCAUUAUGCCCUCAAUGAUCUUUUUUCAUGAUUCAUGAAUAAAUUUUUAUAAAUUU